ACAGAAGUUGUAGGCAGGUAAAGCGUCAUCAGCAUUACAGAUUGUCCUUAAAAGUAAACCGUGAAUAACCGUCUGUGACUGCUUUUCUGAACCGCAUCGUGGAAUGUUUGGCGUAUCAUAAUGAACUACGGGUUUCCGUCCAUUUCAGUUUAACGGAAUUAAAUUCGAUUUCUACGGUACCAUGAAGAAGGAUUAAGCUUCCGUUGUGGCGAUCUCGGUACGCGCGUGGGCGGGUGUCAUGGAGAGUGACUGCAGGAUUCCAAUGUCGUGCCUGAGACCCAGAAUCCUCGCACUGCACGCACUCUUCUGGGGUCUGGUGUCACUAAAGGUGUUUGGGGCAGCUCUCUUAAGCGAAGAGAAAACCACAGUGGUAAAGGCUCUUCCCACACCAUGCUGGCAGACGGAGGAGUUUGUGGUGGCCCUACCGUGCUCUGUGUGUAAUGACUUUCAAACGAGGAGGGAGCCAGCCUGCAGACAAACAGGGUAUGUGGAGAAAAUCAACUGCACUACAUCUAACAAGGAUGAGUACAAAAGCUGUCGCUCUGCCAUGAUGGAGGAACACCUCUUUUGGAAAUUUGAGGGGGCCAUGUUGGCGCUCACCGUUCUCUUCGCUUUAUUGGUGGUCGCCAGGCAACGCUCACUGGACCGCCUAGCCUCGGAAAAGGUCCGAAGACAGAUAGAAUCCAUCUAGUACUGUCAACUCCCUACAGUCAGAUUUCUAUGGGCGACCCACCUCCGCGGCUUCACUGAUCAGACAGCCUCAGCAUAAUUGUAUUACAAUAGUCAUCAGAUCACAGUAGCAUUGAGCCUUCUACAAGGAGGGGGUAAAGUCCCACAUCACCCUCAUGAACUGAUGGAGAACUGAACUGCUUUGAAUUGGUUUGCAGGGGGGUUAUACAGACGAACAAAGUAUUUGCUAAAGACGUUGAUAUGGACACGCACGUGGUAUUGACACAUUGAGGGGAAAGGGGGGGGGGGCUUUCUCAAGGAUUUGACUCGUCCACAGAUCUACUACACACCCUGAAGCUCAAAAACAAAACCAAAAAAACAAAAAAGUCAAGGACAGAUUCCGCAUCCAGAGCAGACCAGCAUCACGCCAGCCUUGGACGCCUUUUCUGUUUGCAUCAGACGCGACGCGCUGAGUUUGACUGACCCAGAAUCAUGCAGAAAACAAACUCUCUUUCGACCCCGGCUGACGAGUUUUCCAUUGUGUUUCACACAGAGUAAUACGGAGGUGUUUUUUUCUACCCUGCGUGCUUGUAGCAUGAGGAAAAUGCGGAGUGUUUCCAGUGGAAGUUUCGGUACACAUUUCGCAUGGAGUAGGUUUUUAAGACGUCCUAGACAUUACCCUCAGUUCAGAUAGUAAUGCGUCAAUUCUCUGACAUACCGGUAUUGACAUCAUCUGCAAAAAAGCAUACCUGAGAUUAGUUUGUGAUGUGAUGCAGACAGAGGACCUGGGCUUGUUUUAUUUCCUGCUGGGUUACACUAUGUCUGUUUGUCACUUAAAAUAUUCUGAAGUUUAGUGAGCCUUCAACUGUGCAAGAGAAAAUCAGGAGUCUUAUGGGGGUGUCUUCAUAUUGUUUUUCUUCUGUUUGUCUUUGUUUUUGUUUUUUUUUUGUCUCCUGUGACAAUCUAAGAUGCUGGUUCUCUAUCUGUUCCUCAGGGCCACGCCCCUGCCCUGCAUAUCUUUGGUUUUUGCCCGUCAUGAUAAUUGGUGACUGCAUGAUGAUUGGUUGAUCAGGUGGAACCGGAUUGUGCAGGGAAACAGAUUGAGAACUGCUUAUCUAAGAGAUGUCAGUGAACGUUGUUAAACAAUGUGGAAAUUAUAUCUUUUUUUUUUUUUUCCUUCACAGACGUAUCAAGAUAUAGUUUUAAUUUGCGGCAGCACCAUGAGAGACAAGUUUAUGUUAAAUUAUGACUUCUUUUUGUUUUGUUUUUUUUAAGAAAGAAUUUGAGUUGAUGGAAUGAUUUGUUUCAGUUUACCUGUGAUACAAACUGCAAACAGUGAAGUUUUCUGUGACUCCAUCUUGGAGAAUCCCUUACUGGAAACUUCUGUAGACAAGGUGUUUUUAAUGCUCUUAUAUUUACAGAUGUGCCCUUUUUUUGGAUUCUUUCAGUGCGCGGUUUGAUUCAGUGCUGCUUUGGCUUUCAAAAACACUUUUUAUUUCUUGUAUUUAUUAGAAUCAGUUUUAUCUCGAUUGAGUUCAAGCGUGAG
This is a messenger RNA of Chanos chanos (milkfish), 2215 nucleotides long. It is a transcript of the gene jtb, whose product is annotated as jumping translocation breakpoint. Bases 239 to 691 code for a protein of 150 amino acids. Gene Ontology annotation, cellular component: cytoplasm; membrane; spindle. Lineage: Eukaryota; Metazoa; Chordata; Actinopteri; Gonorynchiformes; Chanidae. The record is from RefSeq and is a predicted model, not a curated record. Gene Ontology annotation, biological process: mitotic cytokinesis. The transcript is spliced from 6 exons.